Messenger RNA from Condylura cristata (star-nosed mole), 954 nucleotides. Its product is annotated as olfactory receptor 5B2-like. The coding region runs from base 1 to 954 and encodes 317 amino acids. The transcript has a single exon. NCBI's taxonomy places the organism in Eukaryota, Metazoa, Chordata, Mammalia, Eulipotyphla, Talpidae. Gene Ontology annotation, molecular function: olfactory receptor activity; G protein-coupled receptor activity; odorant binding. The record is from RefSeq and is a predicted model, not a curated record. Gene Ontology annotation, cellular component: membrane. Gene Ontology annotation, biological process: sensory perception of smell; G protein-coupled receptor signaling pathway.
AUGGAGAAUAGUUCAGCCGUGAUAAAUUUCAUUUUGGUGGGUCUAACCAAUGCCCCAGAACUUCGGAUCCCCUUCUUUAUCUUGUUCACCUUCAUUUACCUCAUUACUGCUUUGGGGAACCUGGGGAUGAUCCUGUUGAUCCUUGUAGACUCCUGUCUCCACACACCAAUGUACUUUUUCAUCGCUCACCUGUCUCUGGUGGAUUUUGGUUACACCUCAGCUGUCACUCCCAAAGUGAUGUCUGGGUUUCUUGUAGGAGACAAGGUCAUCUCCUACAAUGCAUGUGCUGCUCAAAUGUUCUUUUUCGCAGCCUUUGCCACUGUGGAGAAUUUCCUCUUGGCUGCAAUGGCCUAUGACCGCUAUGCAGCCGUGUGCAAACCCCUGCAUUACACCACCAUCAUGACCACAGGUAUGUGUGCUCGUCUGGCCAUAAGUUGCUAUGUUGGUGGCUUCCUGAAUGCCUCCAUUCAUGUUGGGGACACAUUCCGUCUCACUUUCUGCAUGUCCAAUGUGGUCCACCACUUUUUCUGUGAUGUGCCAGCUGUCAUGGUUCUCUCUUGCUCUGAUAGACAUGUUAGUGAGAUGGUUCUCUUUGUUGUGGCAAGCUUUGACAUCUUAAUUUCUCUUGUGGUUAUCUUGAUUUCCUAUAUUUUCAUAUUUCUCACCAUCCUGAAGAUGAAAUCAGCCAAGGGACACCAAAAGGCUUUGUCCACCUGUGCUUCUCACCUCACUGCUGUCUCCAUCUUUUACGGGACUGUCAUCUUCAUGUACUUACAACCCAACACCAGCCGUUCCAUGGACACAGACAAGACAGCAUCUGUGUUCUAUGGUAUAAUCAUCCCCAUGCUAAACCCUAUGGUCUACAGUCUAAGGAAUAAAGAGGUCAAGAAUGCAUUCAAAAAGGUUUUGGGGAAAGCAAAAUCAUCUUUAGGACUGGGGAUUGAUGUUGUAUGA